Molecule: messenger RNA, 4865 nt
Organism: Babesia bovis T2Bo
Lineage: Eukaryota; Apicomplexa; Aconoidasida; Piroplasmida; Babesiidae
Product: LCCL domain family protein
Exons: 9
Coding region: 13-4827 (1604 amino acids)
Source: RefSeq, a predicted model, not a curated record
AAAUGAAAAACCAUGGUAAUUAACCAACUAGCGCGAUUAAUCUCGUCGCUAAUUAUCGCAGUGCAGAUCGUAACCGUUUAUGCUAGGAAUGCUAAUGAAUUCUACACAUUCAAGGAUGCAAGGGCCACUUCUACCUACGUCACACACACUGACGACUUGCAAAAAUUCGGGCCAGCCCGAGCCUUCCAGAUAGGGGCAUCUUAUUGGUGCAGUGCUGGUAAUCAUGCUUCUACUGACUUUGUCUCCUGGACUGGUGAGCUCUGGGAUGUUGCCAAGAUAUCGCAAAUUGAUGUAAUAUGGGAAUAUGCACCAAAUGAAGUCGAGAUAUCAACUUCCAUGGCACAAGACAGCUUCAAUGUUGUCAUGCCAUUUCGGAAGACCUUUGAAAGCAAACCAUCAUAUAAGGAAGUAUUCAAGCUUGACGCUCCUGUUGAGGCUAAAUUCGUUAGGUUAACAUUGCGUGGUCCUAUAAAUGAAUACUUCGGUAUCAGGGAGGUCCACAUUGUGGGAGCUGGCAACCCACUUUUCGUUAUUAAGUCUGGCAUAUCUAGCCCUUUGGGUGAAAUGUGUCUUCAGCUGGAGGAAGGCCGUCGUGACAACAAUACCCGUGUGAUAUUGGACCUGUGUACCUACGCAAUAGCCGCAGCUGAUGGAAGGGAUCUAUGGCGCCACGAUUCAAGGCAGCGCCUUGUUAGUGCUGUAACAAAGCCGCCCAAAUGCCUUACUUCAGUGAACCCUAACAAGAUUGGGCCCUUGGUAAUUGCGGACUGCAAGGACGAUGGUGACGAUCAGUGUCGUUGGGAAUUCCUUGGGAAUGGCCAAAUAUCUCUUAAGAACGCCACUGACCUUUGCAUGACUCAAUCAGAUGUAUAUUCCGACAAGGCCGGUAUGGGCGACCUCCUUCAGAUUAUGAAGAAAAAGGUGAAACUCAUAGCAUCAAGUACAGCGGACCGUCACAAGGUUGAAUCCAUUAUGGAUGAGAAUGUGAAGACCUACUGGGCAUCCAAUCUCUUCCUCGAUUCAGGUGUUCAUACUGUUACUAUCACUAUAGACUUUGGCGAGAUUACACGUGCCGCCAAGGUGAGGAUAGAUUGGGAAUACCAGCCUGUGACUUACACCGUUGAGGGCAGUACUGACAACAUAGUAUUCAAGGAACUAGCGAGGAACAUGUCAAAUGCAGAUCACGUAACUAUUGAUACCCUUGAAGAUAGGGAUUUCAAGCAGCUCAGGCUGGUUAUGCUCAGGCCUCAUCACACCUACGGGAAGGUGGAAGGUGGUUAUGUGUAUGGUAUUCGUCAGUUACAAGUCCUUUCAAGCAACUUGGAGACUGUGGUUGGUGACUGCCGGGCGGCUGCCAACACUCCAGAUGCUCGGGAUAAGUACUUUGUAUCUUACGUUUCAGCUUUCGAACCUGCUCUUGCCCACGAGAUCAAGAACAUGGAGAAUGAGAUUCACGGCAUCACGGGUGAAGUGAUAGACGACAUGGCAACGCUGGGCGACACCUUGGAUGAAACUGACACCUGUAUGCAGGAGAAGAAGGAGUACGACAAGACGCUCGAGCAGAUCCACACUCGUGAAACUGCCAUGUGGAAGCAGAUACAGAUGUCAUCUUUGUGUAGCAAGCAGAAUUCCGUUGACGUAACGUAUUCCACUAUUGGUGAGACUAUGAAAACCCCUGCUGAGGACUGCUACAGUAUUAAACAGCAGUCCAAGGGUGUGACUUCAGGUUUCUUUUGGAUACAGCCUCAGUGUUCUAAACAUCCUCUUCGGGUAUACUGCGACAUGGGUUCGCAGACAUCGAUGCUGAUUUGGGAUGGCAAGAAUGGCGGUUCUGGUCCUCAGGCAUUGCACAACUUGACAUCUCCCCAAGCCAUCAGGUAUCAGUGUGCUGCUUAUGGCCUAGAACCGUUAAUUAUCAAAUCCAAACACCAGGUGGACGGUCUUAGGGAAGCUCUCUUUCUGAUGGGAUUUGAGCGUAAGGCAGACCACUACAUCCCGUUAGCCUACAAAUUUGGCAAUGCUCAUAAAUUCCGUGACUUGAUGAACAUUUACACCUUUAUGACGGAGUCCUCUAUAGUUGGCACCAAAACGCCACCUGAACAACCAGCUAUGCAGGGAGGGCAUUCACUAGAGCACAACGCAGCAGGCCUGUCACUCGCAACGGGCGAAAUUGAAGUCUUCGAUCUUGAAACCGCCAACAUUGCUGCUAUAGUAUGCUCCACCAAUGUAACCGAGGACAAUGUAACGCCCAUUCCCAUUAAGUGCGACGACAGAAUUGAUAAAAACGAGAAACUAGUUGGUAACACCAACACGAAUAUAGUGGUAUCAUGCUCGGAGCACUGUGCUGAUAAGACGGAACUACCGGUUUAUGGUACCGAUGGUGUAUAUAGUGAUCGAAGCUCAAUAUGUAGAGCUGCUAUUCAUGCUGGUGUUAUCGCCAACAAGGGCACUUUUACAGUAUCUAUAGAAACGGGUUUACCUUUCUACAGUGGUAGUACUGAAAACGGUAUCCAAAGCUAUGCUUUCAACAAAUCAUGGCAGGGUUCCAGGGAUCUGUUAGACCCCGGUAUGCCUGAAGGUGAAAAGGAAAUUGAACACACCGGUCCUCCGUCAAGGUUUAGCAUUCGGAUUCUACCCAGGAAACGCGUUUGUCCAAUAGUACAAACGCACGGAUCAUUUCUCCAGGUUCCCAGUAACACUCCAGGAAAGACAUCCGUAGACAAACCAGCAGACAGCAAUACACAGGGUACAACGAAACCCAAGGAAUCGGACGCUACAGAUAUCGCAAUGUCACCGUCGGAUGGCCUUGAUAUGGCUAAUCUAGAUCCCACUACAAAGGAGGCUGCGGUGAAGGUCCUCUCCGAUAUGAACGCCAUGUAUGGCUUGGACAUUAAGACUGUAAUCAAUACCAUAGAGAACAUUGCGGCUAUUGUAAGUCGCGCCAAGAAGUACAUUAAACCCCUGGAGUCUGUAUCUAUGCACCAGGAGAAGAAGAUGACUACGCUGUAUGACCGCCUUGAAUCAGCUUUGCAGAAGGCGACUUACCUGAAGGAAAGCAGCGAAUCGCAGAAAUCGAACUACCAACGCCUGUUACAUGAGCAGCAGGCAAAGGGUGUGGAAUCAGAGGCGCCGUUAGUCAUGGAUUACACAACAAUGGCCUUUUCCAGGACCUUCAAGAUACAUGAUACUAGCAUGACCUCCGGUGGACAGAGCAGAUGGGGGUAUUCCGACUCUCCUUUUGAUGGCCACAUGUCCUAUAUAGUCCAGAGCAGUGACAUUGACAGCUCUUUACUUGGUGAAGGUGCCUAUGCCAUGCUAAAGGACCGCCGGUACUUUGACUUUGAUAUUACCGUUGACCUUUUGGCUAAAAAUGAAGGUUCCGUAGGUAUAGCAUUCAGGUCACAGGGCCAUUUUAACUAUUACUUGCUACUACUCAAUUCACGCCAGAGCAACAAGCAGCUGCUCAAGGUCCAGGAAGGGGUCACUCACGUCCUGGCGACGAACCCAGAUGACGGGUACAAAAAGAACACGUGGAUCAAGGUCAAUAUAUCCGCCACUGGCAACUUGAUAGAGGUCACUUGUGACGGCAAACGCAUAUUAAAGGUACUGGACACCUCAUUUCUGCAUGGCGGCGUUGGUUUAUAUUCCUGUGGUAGCAAUGGCAGCUUUUAUUUUGAUAACUUUACAGUUACUCCUAAGCCAAUUCUCAUGGAAUCACCGGAAGUUCGCCUUGGCAGACUCAAGGCUGUCAAAUGCUCCACGUACAAUGAAACGUAUACCGGCGACUUCAGUGAUGCCUACAAGGUAGUGAAUCCCAGCCAUGCGCACACCACUUCUUGGCGAUUCAAGGACAUCAUUGGUGGCAAGCACAAGGCCAUUCACCAGUACCACAUAUCCCAGGAUCCGCGUGGCAUAGGUUCUUUGGCUAUAUUGAACAACGACAGGACGUGCACUGCUGGGUUCAUUGGGUUCCGGUUUCUGCCAAUGUGUGAAGGCGGCUCCAUUGGCGCCGUAGUUAGAUUCGCAAAUGUCCAAAACAUGAUACUCAUAGAGAUGACUGCUUCGGAACUCAGCAUUAGACUAAUUCAACCCGGGGGCUCCAAGGUACUGGGUACAGUUCCGGCCAGCUACGCCAUAUCGAAAUGGAAUGCCAUGCAGGUUGGCAUUAGCAGCGACAGGAUAUCAGUCAAGGUGAAGAAGAAUGUGGACCACGGCUCUCUAUUCUCUGGUCUGUUUGGUAACACCGACUAUGAGUGCAAGGCGGAACUGGAGGAGUACAGCGGUCUAGGUCUUGGCAUAGGUCUCAAAUCCGCUGGUUGUGACUCGUGUUACUUUGAUCAGUUCCAUGUAUCCCCGGAAGAGUCUACUUCCAGCUUCACUCCAUCUAUGUUCCUUCAGCAAUACUCCAGUGUUAACAUCUGGCGGCCCUGUGCCGAGAGUGUGCAUGUAUUAAACCGCAUAGCACUGUGCAAACAGAUGUUCCGGAACCGGGGCGAGGCGAGUGCCUGUGCUGAGAGUUUUUGCUUUCCCUGCUGCUCCUACCACACCAGGUUACUGGGUGAAGUCCAUCGUGAGGCGUGCAUGACAACGUGCCAGAAGAACCACCACGUGUCCAAUCUAUAUUUGGAGAAGUUUCUGUCAUAUGUCAAUAGUUGCGUUUCGUUAGAGGGUCCUGCUUUUAAGCAUUGCGAGGGGGAUCGUCAAUGUUUGAAACGUGCCUGUAGCUUAUGCUGCAGCAGUGGCCAUGAUGAGAAGGGCCCGCUAGACAAAGCUCUGGUGGCCCUGGAGACCUCAAGCUGCCUCAUGCAGUGCAACACGUUAGUCUAGACAAUUGGGACUCUAUGCCAAAGUGCAUGUAUAUACCU